Messenger RNA from Ctenocephalides felis (cat flea), 1563 nucleotides. RefSeq names its product protein tweety-like. The transcript has 5 exons. Lineage: Eukaryota; Metazoa; Arthropoda; Insecta; Siphonaptera; Pulicidae. The record is from RefSeq and is a predicted model, not a curated record. Gene Ontology annotation, cellular component: plasma membrane. The coding region runs from base 1 to 771 and encodes 256 amino acids. Gene Ontology annotation, molecular function: volume-sensitive chloride channel activity; intracellularly calcium-gated chloride channel activity.
AUGCUAAAAUCAAUUUUGAAAAAGAUAUCUUUAGAAUUAUUUCAAACCUCGGGUUUAAAACCUCGUCUUGCCGCACUUACAACUGAUCUCAACUCAUGCGAACGCCUUUUGACCGGGUUGACUGCUCUCCUGGACUGCAGAGCAGUGCAUGGGCAUUUUUUGACUGCUUCGCGUUCAUUGUGCGAUGGUGGACUUAUGGGACUCGCACUUAUGCUAGCUGCUGGACUUCUGGCUGCAUUUUUGCUUACGGUUAUGGUUUGGGUCGAUUCGCACACGUGGAUUUAUAUCAGAAAAAAAAGAGAUUACACCACUGUUGAUGAAGCGGAUCCGUUCCUACCCCCGCAGCAGGCAAGCCAAGCAGUGGCGGCGCGUACGCUGCAGCGAAGCAAUCAGCAUCAACAGCAAGCAGGGUCGUUACCUCGUCCACCCUGCACGCCAAUGCAUCAACCUGUAGCACCACCUUGCACGCCGCCGCCUGCUUACGGCACGCAUGCUUUUGACAAGCACGACAUGUCACAAGACUCUUCGUCAUCGUUCAGACAUGACAGAUCCCUGUCACGAAACAGUCAUAGGGUCGACGGAGCCGGUCAUCUCGGUCAUAUCGGGCACCGAACACACGCUUCGCAUGGAUCGCAUACGCUCGGACGGCUGCCGUCUCAUGGACACUCACCGCCGUCGCAUUUCGGAAGCGGAGCGGGAGGACCCAACAAUGGGAAGUACGCGACUUUGAGCAAGCAAUGCAAGACUCUCGAAUCAUCUGAUUUCUACUGAGAUUCAGUCGCCUGCGGUGCCUCGCCCCCAAGGGAUCCGCGGGAUGUGACUACCACUGAAGGGGGCAUCAACCGUUUUGAUCCGAAGUAUGCAAGUUUCGGUCCCAAAGCAGUCCGCUGUCCAUCCGUGCAAAACAACUGUGCGACCUUGCGACACGGCACACGUUUCGGCGCUCGAACAACGCCGACUGAUAAAUUCAACUCCUUGGGCAGACGGCCGCAGCAGUCUAUAUCUAUUUUGAGUCAACCGCUACCCGAUAUUCCGCAAGAAGCUCCGCCAAAAGCAUCCAACGCGGUCACAACCUCGGAUCAGAAUCAGCCGUUAAAUGCCAAGAACUUUGCGGCGUAUAGGUCCCUUCAACGACCAGCAAAAGUGCCUAUAGCGCCAACCGCUCCACCGGUAGAUCCGCAUUUGCACUAUAGGACGAUGCAACGUACUGGUCAAAACCAGAACAGCGAAUUGUAUGCAGUCACAGAAUUGUAAGCGAAUUUUGUCCGCAGGCGACUAUCUCAUUUUUCAUUUUGAUCGAGCAGAUAAUAUAUGAGAAGUUUUAUUAAUAAAACAAUGAUCUGAUAUAAUUAAAUCGUUCUCUGUACUAUUUUUAAAAUGGAGUUUUAGUCAAUAUCUAUAACAAAACAUGAACAGUUUAUUUUGGUUGAUAUAUUUACUAGUAUCAAAGUUAGAACAUUUAGAUGAAAAAUGCCUUUUUUAUAUUUUCUCAUAGAAAACACAUGCUUGGAAGGAUUUUUAUUUAUAUGAAAAUUGUUGAGCUACACAAUUCUGUAAGCAAUU